Molecule: messenger RNA, 3054 nt
Organism: Fomitopsis serialis
Lineage: Eukaryota; Fungi; Basidiomycota; Agaricomycetes; Polyporales; Fomitopsidaceae
Exons: 10
Coding region: 1-3054 (1017 amino acids)
Source: RefSeq, a predicted model, not a curated record
AUGAGGUCACGGCUUGUCGAGGUGCAGAAUAGCGGGUUGCAGACUCCGCCGGCUACACCCCAUCGAACCGCUCGGUCGACAACAAGACAGUCCAGCUGGACGCCACCAACCGAUGAUGUUGCCAACACGACUUUCUGCGAGUUCCCCACAGUUCGACAGAGUGCCCCGCAGACACAACCUGAGAUGCUUAGAGAGUGGAUUCCCCUCCAGCACAACUACCUCCGAUCGUUGUACGCCCACUACAAGCCUCCCGCGCUCAGUGCCGAGGGGAGCUAUAUGUGCUCGAGCUGCAACAGUGGCGGCGGCGUAUGGAAGUGCAUGUCGUGCAUUGGUUAUCCAACUUUCUGCCCAACCUGCUGUCUCGCCGAGCACCGGCGGACACCAUUCCACCGGGUUGAGCAGUGGAACCUCGGAGGAUACUGGGAGCCCUCAUGGCUGCGUCAAGUUGGAGUUUCAAUCACUCUCGGCCACCGGGGCAGAGAAUGCCCCCAGCCGGCGGUUGUCGUGGAGGAUGACGAGGAAGUGGAGAUGGACCGGGCGACCGAUCGCGCGGCCGACGAUGAUGGCGACGUACCAGCGGACCCUCUUCACCACGCCGAUUCACCUCCGCGUCCCCCGCCCGCAAUGAUGACUAUUGUUGACACCACCGGGGUGCAUUUCCUCCCGGUGACGUGGUGCGGCUGUCCCGACGCCGGUGACCAUACAUCGCAGCUUCUCGAUGCCGGGUUGUAUCCGGCGAGCCAGCGCAAGGCUCGUACGUGCUUCACCUUUGGGGCACUUGACGGUUUCCUGCUGGACAACCUGGAGUGUAAGACUACCGCCAUGAAUUACUACGCACGGAUUCGACGGGCCACCAAUCCGGCUUUUCCCCAUGAAGUACCGGAUCGAUACCUUGAGCUGCUUAGAGUGAGCCGCGAAUGGGCGUUGCUCCAGGCAAAGAAACAGUUUGGAUACGGGCCGCAAUGGCGAGAGGCCCCGGGCAACGGAGACCUUGCUCACUUUUGCCCGGCAUGUCCGCAGCCCGGAGUGAACAUACCCGCGGACUGGGAGGUGGAUGAUAGGAAGUACCUAUAUGCCCGAGGAUAUGUCAUGGAUGGGAACUUCCACGCCGAGCAAAUGAAAAUGCGCAAGCCCGAGAACGACGUACCGUUGAUGCCGGGGAAAAUGUUCAUGGUUCAUCCCGGCCCAUACGAGGAGCACCUGAGAGUAGCGAAGGACGUGAAGAUGCACUCAAGCUGCAACGACCACAAGGCGGUCUCCCAGGCCAACGCCGACCGGCAUAAGCUCGCUGUCACCGGGAUCGGCGCAACAUCUUGUUUGAGGCACGGGUGCUUCCUUCCGCACUCGGUAGUGAACUAUCAGAAGGGCGAACGUCAGAUGAACAUGGACUACUCCCUGUCCAAUGCUCUCGGCUACCGCUCGAGAGGUAUUGGGCACGUCUAUGUAUCAUACGACAUCAUGUGCCAGUACCACGUCCAUCUCCAUGACCGAUUUGACGACAAUCCUUAUCUUCAAAUGCCGGGGGCCUCGUCCUAUACAAGUGCAUUGGCCUCUUUCACAUUCACGGGGGCCGGGGAGGCUGACGGCGAGAUCAUCGAAACCCAAUGGUCGGGGAUCAAUCCCGUGUCGGGUAGUACCCGCUCAAUGUCAACAUCCCACCGGCAGGAAACCCUCGACCGGCACAUGAACAAUUGGAAUUGGAAGAAGAUGAUCACCAUGGUGGCUUCGCUGAGAAGAAAAAUCAAAGCCAAUCGGCCACUGCUGGCCGACAUGAAGGCCGACCUCACCGCGAAGGAGGCCAGUGUCGAUGCCGAGAUUUUGGGAGAGUGGAGAAGGGAACUCAGGAUAGUACAACGACGAAGGCUUCGGGAUGUGAAGGUAAUGGACAGGUAUCAAGCGAAGAAACAAAUUAUGCCUUCGCGGCUCGAACUUCAGAUUAAGCUGGCAGAAGAAGAGGGUGACGGCGGGGACCGCGUUGGCACAGCGGACUGGAUUGCCGAUGGCCUUAAGCUUAAAGAGCAACAACUCGCAAUCCAGAAAGACAUAAAGCAAAUGGGGGCCAUUGUGACGGGGGCUCAAGAGUUAAAGCUGGCCAAACGGAGGAAGCCUCUCGAGAGUCAGAUCCGGCGGUUCCACCGGCGAGCGGCUGCAAUUCACCGAAGGCAUGACUGGGGCGUGGCAGAGGAGGAAGCAGUGGAUGACGACUCGGCUGCGGAGUGGGAAGAAGAUCCCAACGAUCCCCCAGCACAUGCCGACAAUCCAUGGUCCAUCUUUCCCAGUAAACCGCCCGCACCAUACCCAGUGAAGGCGGCGGAACAUACGAAACUCGGGCUACCUUCGAAUUUCACGCGGAAUGCUCUAACCGCCAAUGGAUUGCAACGUUUGGCCGCGCACGAGCUCACUCUGCGGCGCGGACAAGCAAAUGAUGCCUUGCAGCAGCUUCGGAUUCUCAUCGGUAAGAAAUCGUUUGAGUUCCAGACAACCAUUCGGCACGGGAGGAAAGAUGGCAACAAGAAGCGCACCCGAUCCUUCACCAAGUUGGGUAAACUCGACCGAGCUGUACAGCUUCAAGCCGCAAUCUAUCGCCGGGCCCGAGCGGCGAUGCAAGUGCUCGGCCUGUCUGCAGAGGAUCAAGCUAAAUAUCAGCAGCUCACCCCAGAUGAUCUAAAGACAGUAACUGCAAUUGCCGAGCCCAACAAGGCCGGCCAACGGCACAAAUCCCCCUCGUGGAUAUGGAAUGUUAACGUCGGUGGCGACAUACGGAGCAAUGACGAGUUGGGAAUCAUUCACAGGGUACAGUGGUUCCAUGCCCGUUCAAAGGUUGACAGAUUGGAGGAAGAAGCCGCCAUAUUGCGCAGGGAGCUUGACUCCGUGUGCCGAUACUUUGACCACGAAGCAUGCCGGUGGCGAGAAUUAGCGACCAAUAACACCGAUGCCGAGUACCCUGGAUUUUCCCAGCACUGCCGAGCACAAGCGGCACUGUUCGAUCGCCUGCGUGAAGAUGCGAAAGUGGCAUGGCGGGAUCUGUACCUGGAGCCAAAUCUCAUGGCUUGA